This is a messenger RNA of Sus scrofa (pig), 2322 nucleotides long. RefSeq names its product EMI domain containing 1 (gene EMID1). Gene Ontology annotation, molecular function: protein binding. NCBI's taxonomy places the organism in Eukaryota, Metazoa, Chordata, Mammalia, Artiodactyla, Suidae. The record is from RefSeq and is a predicted model, not a curated record.
GCCCUCCCGCCGCUGCGCUGGGAACCGGGAUCCGCGCGUCCGGGGCGGCUGGCGGCGAGGGCAGGCAGGCGAGGACGCCAGGCUGGGGGCGACGGCGAGGGGCCGCGCGCGAAGGGCGCCGGGCGCAGCAUGGGCGGCCCGCGGGCCUGGGCUCUGCUUUGCUUCGGGCUCCUGCUCCCUGGAGGCAGUGCCGCGUGGAGCGUCGGGGGAGCCCCGUUCUCUGCACGCAGGAACUGGUGCUCAUACGUGGUGACCCGCACCAUCUCGUGCCAUGUGCAGAACGGCACCUACCUUCAGCGCGUCCUGCAGAAUUGCCCCUGGCCUAUGAGCUGCCCUGGGAACAGCUACAGAACUGUGGUGAGACCCACAUACAAGGUGAUGUACAAGACGGUGACAGCCCGCGAGUGGAGGUGCUGCCCUGGGCACACGGGGGCGAGCUGCGAGGAAGUUGCAGGCUCCUCUGGCUUCGUGGAGCCCAGCUGGUCAGGCAUUGCCAUGCGGCGGAUGGCACUUCGGCCCACAGCCUUCUCAGGUUGUCUCAACUGCAGCAAAGUGGCAGAGCUGACAGAGCGGCUGAAGGUGCUGGAGGCCAAGGUGGCGGUGCUGACUGUCACCGAGCGGGCAGUGCCCCCAACCCUGGCUGCCCCUGAGGACUCUGCCCUACUCUGGGGCUCCCCAGCUGCCCAGGGCAGUCCGGGGGAUAGAGGCCUCCGAGAUGGAGUUGGUGCCCGGGGGUUUCCUGGGCCCACUGGCCCUAAGGGAGACCCUGGCAGCCGGGGCCCAAUGGGGAUGAGAGGCCCGCCAGGUCUGCAGGGCCCCCCAGGUAGCCCUGGCCAGGCCGGAGCUGUGGGCACCCCUGGAGAGAGGGGACCUCCAGGCCCCCCAGGGCCUCCUGGCCCCCCUGGCCCCCCAUUCCCUGUUGGACCACCCUCCGCCCGGAUGUCCCAGCAUGGAGACCCAUUUCUGUCCAACACCUUCACUGAGACCAACAGCCACUGGCCCCAGGGACCAGCUGGGCCCCCAGGCCCCCCAGGGCCCAUGGGUCCUCCUGGACCUCCUGGUCCCAUGGGCAUGCCUGGGAGUCCUGGACAUAUGGGACCCCCAGGCCCCACUGGACCCAAAGGAAUCUCCGGCCAUCCAGGAGAGAAGGGCGAGAGAGGACUGCGUGGGGAGCCCGGCCCCCAAGGCUCCAUGGGGCAUCGGGGAGAACCUGGCCCCAAAGGAGACCCUGGUGAGAAGAGCCACUGGGGGGAGGGGUUGCACCAACUGCGCGAGGCUUUGAAGAUUUUAGCUGAGAGGGUUUUAAUCUUGGAAACAAUGAUUGGGCUCUAUGAAGCCAGCUGGCACCCAGCCCAUCCCCGACCCCCAGCUCUCAGCCCAGCCCUCGGAGGCCAGACUCGCACCGUCUGCUCUUCUCAAUCUCCCAUCAGGCUCCUAGCUUACAGAGCUUCCUGCAGCAGCAGGCUCAGCUGGAGCUCCUGGCCAGACGGGUCACCCUGCUGGAAGCCAUCAUCUGGCCAGAACCAGAGGGGUCAGGGGCAGGCCCUGCCGGCAUGGGCACCCCCAGCUUCCUGCGGGGCAAGAGGGGAGGAUACUCCGCCAACUACCGGAUCGUGGCCCCCAGGAGCCGAAAUGAGAGACACUGAGGGGGGGGGGUAGCCCCACGGGGAGGGCCAGGCCAGGCUUCCCUUCCCAGCCUGGACUUGGCCAGCUGCCUCCAGGGUCCACUGGUCCCUAUUUAUUAAUAUCCUCAGGGUCCCUUCUGCCACCUAGGCCUUUGGGGUGGGCAGGUCUUGGUCCUGGCAGUCCACACACAUCUGCCUCCUCUGAGGCUGAGCAGUGACUGGGGCCCAGGCGAGAGGUGAGGCCCUGCUCAGGGCUCCUGGCCUCAGUUUCCCUCUGUGAAAUGGGUGAUGCAGGCCUGUGGGCAGGGGUGGCAGGUUUGCAGCAUCCAUCUUCUUGUUAACUGCCCGGCCAUCCAGGCCCCAAGCAACUGAGGGAGUGGAGGCUGGGGCUCUGCGGGCCCUCAGUCAAGUGGGAUGGUGAGGUGGCCGGUCUCCUUCCCCCUUCCCCAGCCAAACCUGUACCCUCCUCUCCUUGUUUCUGGUGCUGGAUUCCUGGUCCUGAGGUCAAGUUGCCUGAUCUGACUGGACAUUCAGGGCUCCUUGUCUCAGUUCUGACCCUUGAAUCACUCUGUCCCUCCCAUGUCCCAGGGGGAAGGGGGCAUGGAGAGGGAGGGGCCACCUGCUCCCACCACCCUUUGUGACAGACACCAGGAGGUAGAUGUGUAUCAGCCAAUAAAGGCCCCCAGCCUGAAUGCCA